AUGCCUGCAAAAACCGAGAGUAAAUGCUUCACAGCAGCAUACAAGUCGCCCGAUAAUGCUCCCUUCGAACUUACAAAAAGCCUCGCCACCCCGUCCACUGGCUCAGUACCCGACAAAACGAAGUACCUGGAGGCCCUUGGCAAGGCGGUGAUCGAAGCCCGAGAUGAAAUAAACAGACAGUUAUCUUCCCGAAUGGAGGAAGAUAAAGCUCGUGGAGCGGUCGCGGGCAAUGCCGAUGGCAAAUCAGCAGUCAAUGAAGACGAAGAAGAAGAGAACUAUGGCGAAGAAGCCCAAGAGGAAGAUUGA
Ustilaginoidea virens is the source of this 306-nucleotide messenger RNA. RefSeq lists its product as uncharacterized. The record is from RefSeq and is a predicted model, not a curated record. NCBI's taxonomy places the organism in Eukaryota, Fungi, Ascomycota, Sordariomycetes, Hypocreales, Clavicipitaceae. The transcript has a single exon. The coding region runs from base 1 to 306 and encodes 101 amino acids.